This is a messenger RNA of Penicillium salamii, 708 nucleotides long. Lineage: Eukaryota; Fungi; Ascomycota; Eurotiomycetes; Eurotiales; Aspergillaceae. The record is from the annotation of a GenBank genome assembly.
AUGGACCCCGCCGACUUACAGCCGCUGCUUGACCAGCUUGAUGACCAUGUUGAUGACCUUGAAGAAGUCCUGCAGCCCGUGCUGGCCAGCGGGCUCCUCAAAAGCUCGAACAAACUACCCGUAAUGGACAAAGCAAAACUUCAUGUUGUUGUCACAUAUGCGCUGGAAUCACUAAUUUUCUCUUACUUGAAACUCCAUGGCGUUGAUGCCAAGCAGCACUCGGUGUUCAGGGAACUCACCCGCGUGAGGCAGUACUUCGAUAAAAUCAAGGCCCUCGAAACCGAGCCUGAAGAGCGCCCAAUGACACUGGACAAAGGAGCUGCUAGCCGAUUCAUCAAACACGGCCUCUCUGGAAACGAUAAGUACGAUCUUGAACGCGCGGAAAAGCAAGCCAAGGAAAGAGCUCGCGCAGAGCUGAAAGCGGCAGCCCUUGCUCGCGAGGCCCAAAAAAACCCAGAUAGUGCCGCCACAUCAGAAGCACAAACCAACGACGACUCAGAUGACGAUAACUCCGAGGGUGGGGUGGAGGUCGCAGCCAAGGUGAAGCGUUCAAUCACCGAGAAUGAAAAGAAGCAAAAGAUCAAGGGAGAGCAUAAGAGCAAGGACAAGAAGGAGAGGAAGAAGGGCAACAAAGCAGCACGCGAGCAAGAAAAGAAGGAGCGUCGGCAAAAGAAGAAGGAAAAACGAAAUGCCAGACAAGCCCAGUGA